Molecule: messenger RNA, 720 nt
Organism: Aspergillus niger
Lineage: Eukaryota; Fungi; Ascomycota; Eurotiomycetes; Eurotiales; Aspergillaceae
Exons: 1
Coding region: 1-720 (239 amino acids)
Biological process (GO): N-terminal protein amino acid methylation
Cellular component (GO): cytoplasm
Molecular function (GO): N-terminal protein N-methyltransferase activity
Source: RefSeq, a predicted model, not a curated record
AUGGCCACCCCCACAGACGCCCCUCCCGACUCCCACAUCGACCAUGCCGCCUCCCUCCGCUACUGGAACUCCGUCGCCGCCAACACAAAGACCAUGCUGGGCAUGCUAGGCUCGUACCCAUGGUACACGCGCAUCGAUCUCAGAGGAUCUAAGACCUUCCUCGGCAAAGUCCGUCGCAUGAUCCCCAAUUGCCCGACGGAGGGGAAGCUCCCUCUCGGCGUGGACUGCGGCGCGGGCGUGGGUCGCGUCACCGAGGGUCUCCUCAGCCAAGUCUGCGAGCGCGUCGAUGCCGUCGAGCCCAUUGAGAAGUUCACCGAGGUGAUUCGGAAUUCGGAGCUGAAACGCAUUGGUGUUGUCGGGGAUAUCUACACAAUGGGUCUGGAGAAUUGGUAUCCUGAGAAGAACAAGUACGAUUUGAUCUGGACGCAGUUCUGCGUGGGACAUCUUACGGAUGUGCAGUUGAGGGAGUACUUUGUUCGGUGUCGGGAGGCCUUGACGGAGACGGGCAUAAUGGUCGUGAAGGAGAAUCAGUCGACGGAUCCGAAUGGGUGGGAUAUGUUUGAUGAGGAGGAUAGUAGUGUUACGAGGACGGAUGAGAAGCUUCGGACUCUGUUUAAGGAGGCCGGGUUGGUGCUUGUUGCGUCGGAAUUGCAACUGGGGUUCCCGAAGAAUUUCAAGCUGUUGCCUGUGAGGUUUUACGCGUUGAGGCCGUCGACUUGA